This is a messenger RNA of Pseudoliparis swirei, 2506 nucleotides long. RefSeq names its product cereblon (gene crbn). Lineage: Eukaryota; Metazoa; Chordata; Actinopteri; Perciformes; Liparidae. Gene Ontology annotation, cellular component: Cul4A-RING E3 ubiquitin ligase complex. The record is from RefSeq and is a predicted model, not a curated record. Gene Ontology annotation, biological process: protein ubiquitination.
AAGAAGAGUUAGGUUUGUAAACACAACAAUAUGGCGGACGAGAGGGGUGGAGGUGAAGACAACGUUAACGACAUCAUGGGGAACCAGUUACAGCUUUUACCAGACAAUGAGGACGAGGACGAGGACGAGGAGGAGGAGGAGGAGGAGGAGGAAGAAGGUGACAUGGAGACUGAACACCGAGACGGGGAGGCAGCAGAGAAGCCCACCCUGAUCAACUUUGACCCCAGUCUACCCACAUCACAUGCUUAUCUGGGUUUAGACAUGGAGGAGUUUCACGGCCGUACAGUCCACGAUGAGGACAGCUGUCACACCAUCCCUGUGUUGCCAAACACAGCUGUGAUGCUGGUGCCAGGUCAGACGCUGCCUCUGCAGCUCUUCCGGCCGCAGGAGGUCAGCAUGAUGCGGAGCGUCAUCCAGAAAGACCACUUUGCUGUGCUUGCACACAGCAGUGAUGCAGGUGAGUUGGAGGCAGAGUUUGGAACAACAGCUGAAAUCUAUGCAUACCGAGAAGAGCAGGAAUAUGGCAUUGAAACUGUCAAAGUAAAAGCUGUAGGCAGGCAGAGAUUCAAGGUCCAUGAGAUAAGAACUCAAGCAGACGGGAUCAAACAAGCCAAAGUACAGAUCCUUCCAGAAAGAAUCCUUCCAGAUCCUCUCUCUGCCGUGCAGCUAGGACCCCUCUCCAGGCUCCACAUGCACCCCUCCUCCAAACCCCCGAGUCAGAGCUGCAAACAGGCCCAGCGCUGGUGGAAUAACUACCAGCAGAGGAAGUUUCACUGUGCCAGUCUCACGCCAUGGCCAGCUUGGGUCUACAGACUCUACGACUCUGAGUCACUCAUGUACAGGGUGAAGAAACAGCUCCAUGAAUGGGACGAGAAUCUGAAGGAUGACUCCCUCCCUAAGAACGCCGUAGACUUCUCCUACAGAGUGGCGGCCUGUCUGCCCAUAGACGACGCUCUGCGGCUCCAGCUGCUAAAGAUCGGCAGCGCCAUCCAGAGACUUCGCUAUGAGUUGGACAUCAUGGAUCGGUGCACAUCCCUGUGCUGUAAGCAGUGCCAGGACACAGAAGUCACCACCAAAAAUGAGAUCUUCAGCUUGUCUCUGUAUGGACCCAUGGCUGCAUACGUCAACCCUCACGGCUACGUCCAUGAAACCCUGACCGUCUACAAAGCCAACAACCUCAACCUAGUCGGCCGGCCUUCCACACUGCACAGCUGGUUUCCAGGGUACGCCUGGACAAUUGCGCAGUGUCGAGUCUGCGGGUCUCACAUGGGCUGGAAGUUCACAGCAACCAAGAAGGACUUGUGUCCACCUCGUUUUUGGGGUCUGACCCGCUCCGCUAUGCUCCCCCGUAUCCCCCACGUCGAGGGGGAGGAGGGGAGAGAGGGCUCUCGCCUUUUCUGCAUGUGAUGUCAGACCAUCAGUUAUCGUAAAAAGAAAAGAAAAUUCUCACGAGCCUGGACUUCACGCGCUUUCUGGCUGCGUUUACUUUUAGUGAUCGAUGCCUCACACACCACCUGUCGCCCUUUGCAGCAAAGCCAUCAUGUUAGUGGAAAGAUCCAGUAAAAUGUUACUCGCAGAGCAAAUUGGAACGGGGAGGAGGAAGUGAUUGUUCUCGAAGGUCCUUGAUGUGACGACUAAGUGCACUCGUAGAAAGAAAUAGAGAAUAACUAAUGUAUUCCCUUACAUUCUAGCACGCAGCCAGCUGAUCUGCACAUCUGUCCAGCUGAUUCAUUGGUAGCUGCAGACACACAAACACAGAUUCCUUUGAGCUCUUUUCCUUUUAUGAUGAAUUUGACUGGAUACAAGUGAGAUGGAGAUAUUGAUGUUCACCUAAUCUGCUGUUAAACCAACCAGAGAAUAUAAAUUCACUUAGCAUUCAGGUCCUUUUGUGGGUUUGUCAGAUAUGUUUUCUGAUGUCAGCUGCUGUAAGUCUUCAGAAGGAAUACAAGUGUUAUUGUAUGUGUAGAUCUGUCGCUCAGGAUUAUUUUCAAUCUUGGGAGUUAGAUUUUAUGUAUUUUUCUAUAGAAGAAGGUUGGAAAGUAAUUCACCUACUCAUCAAUGUCUGCUUUCUAUUAUCACACCAGUGUUUUAUGCAAUGAACAAAAAACUGAGGUGAUAAUGACAAUGUUUAAUAUACUAAAGUAGAGAUGUCUUCUUGGCGCCUAAUGGAGGACUGUUUUCUUUUUCAAUUUUAAAGAUGAAUAACCCAGAGAACGAGAAGUGCAUUUACCUAUCUUCAUUUAUGUCCAUGUUGUGUGGCAUGUUUUGGUGUGCCGACGCCCCGGUGCAGUGUCUUUUGAUACGUUUGCUGAAGCGGGGAUCCACAGACCUGAAUAAAGAUUGUAAAUGAGGAAGAGAUCAGAUUUAAAUUUGUAAAUAUUUUUUUGAAUUAAUUUUUUUAGUUUCUCAGUUUUUAGGACUUGUGAUUUUUUUCAAGGUGCUGUCUCAUGAUUGUAUAAAUGUUACUGUAAAUAAGAGGCAGAUAAAGCCUUCGUGUUCAACAUCA